Molecule: messenger RNA, 1400 nt
Organism: Rubroshorea leprosula
Lineage: Eukaryota; Viridiplantae; Streptophyta; Magnoliopsida; Malvales; Dipterocarpaceae
Source: the annotation of a GenBank genome assembly
ACUAACUUUUGUAAGUAUGAAAAGUAGAAUUGAAGAAGUAGACAGUGUGUGUGCGUGAGUUCAAUAGAAAAAGGGGUUCUGCUAUUUCCUCUUUUGGUCAACAGUGCAAUUUCAAUUUCUCUCAUCAUUGAAGAUUCUCCUGUUUCGAGUUUGAAUCAUAUGGCAACCAUUCCCACAGCUGAAGAUUUGAACCUGGAAUAUGAAUCUCAAGCGAAAGAAUUAAAGGAGUUCAUGGAAUCUGGUGUUGGAGUUAAGGGCCUGGUAGACUCUGGAGUGACUAAGCUCCCAAGAUUCUUUGUCCGUCCGCUGGAGCAAUCACCGCAGCCAUCGGUGGAGGAAGACAUCCGAUUCCAGGUUCCUGUAAUUGACCUCGACGGGAUUGAGACUGGCCGCCGAGGGGAGAUAGUGAGUCAAAUUCGCGAUGCGUCUGAGAAAUGGGGAAUCUUCCAAUUGGUCAAUCAUGGAGUUCCAAUCCCAGUUAUGGACAAAAUGCUUGAUGGUAUUAGACGGUUCAACGAACAGCCCCUGGAGAUAAAGAAGGACUGGUUUUCAGAAAUUGGCGGAGCCCAACAGGUAAAUCUGUACAACCAGUUACCCCUGGCAACCUGGAGGGAUUCCUUGCCCUAUAAAUUUCCAGAUGGAAAGAUAGAUGAAGAAGUCAUUCCUCAAAUUUGCAGAGAGGCUACAAGUGAGUACACCAAAUAUGUGUUCCAACUAAAGGAGACGCUGUUAGAAUUGACAUCUGAGGCUUUGGGGCUCAAGAGUGACUACCUAGAAGGACUAAAAUGCAUGAAAACGGCUUAUGUAUUGUGCCAUUAUUAUCCGGCUUGUCCAGAACCCGAGCUGACUAUAGGUACGCGCAGCCAUACAGAUGCAUCUUUUCUGACGAUACUCCUGCAGGACAAUACCGGUGGACUCCAGGUUCUCCAUCAAAAUCAGUGGCAGGAUUUGCCUUACGUGCCUGGAUCUCUAGUUAUAAACAAUGGUGACCUUAUGCAGCUGAUUACAAAUGGCAAGUUCAAAGCUGCUAGGCACAGAGUGGUGGCCAAAAUCGUUGGUCCCAGGAUAUCAUCAGCAUUUUUCUUUCAUCCGGCAAUUGCGAUGCAGCAUACAUUGUAUGGGCCACUGGAGGAGCUUGUAUCUGAGGAAAAUCCACCUAUUUACAAGCCAACAUCUUUUUCAGAAUAUUUUGCUCUCUUCAAAUCCCGGCGUGAUAAAUAUAGCAGCAACACAUCUGGGCUUUCUGAGUUGACGCUCUCGUCCUAGCUAAUUUCUCUUAUUUUAUAUCAUGUCUAGAUCUAAAGUUUCUGUUUGGUUGAUGAAAAAAUAAUGUGCCCAGAUCUGAAGUUGACUUGUUUCAUCCGGACCAUAAUGUUGAAUAAUCAAAGGAUAUUUAAGCC